UUAUAAGUUUCAUGCCACAUUAAAAAUACUAUGGAAGAGUUUACCCAAUAUUGUUCAGUUUAACUUGUAAUUUUUUUGUUCUUGUGACCAAUUAAAUGCCUCGACUCGCUAAGAAAUAAUAUUCAUUGGUAUUUUCAAAAUGCUUACAUGACUAAGCAAAAGUCAACGGGAUUGUGCUUUUAUGUGCUGUUGAAAAUCCCAUCUGUUCUGGAAAAGUCUGAUAAGUGGCAAAACCCACAACUGCAUAUUAGAACAUUUUCAAAUGUAAGAGAUUCAGAAUUGAAUGGGAAUCUUCUCAAUACUGCAUCAUGCAACCUUUUGACCAUGGUUGCACUGGGAAUACCACACUUUAAAACAAAUUUGGGCAGAAAUCUACACACAGAGGUUAAAUCUGUAUUUCCACUUGUAGCUUGGGCAAAUGAAAACUGCACUAAUUAACAAUCACAGCAGGCUAGGGUCAAAUUUAUUGGAUUAUACUGGUGAAUUUUAACAUUCUAUAAAUGCAUCCACAGCAAAAAAGAUGUCAGUUGAUACCAUUAUAAAUCAAAAUAUGUACAUAAAAUAAAUCAGUAUGUCUCCAUGUGGUGGUAACAUAAGAACCAGACUCAAGGUGGUGAUAAACUUUGAACAAAGCCUUAAAUAACAUGGAUCAGAUUCAACCCUGCAGAAUCUGAUUCUGUCAGGGUGACCAAUAUUUUGACAAGUGAGUAAAUUAUGACUAGCUUUUCCAUCAACAGCAGCAAAAUGGCAAAGGUGGGUGUGUGGAUUUUGUUGCUGCUCUGUCAAGUUUUCAUGGCAGUUUUGCAAUACCGCUUGUACUGAAUUUUGCCCUUAGUCACCGUGAUUCAACUGUGACCUGUUAUUACAUGCUAACACACUUGUUACCCACAUACAGUUAAGAAAAUGGUUUAUUUUCUUGCGAAUCUGCAAGCUAUAGCACAGAACUCAGAAUUGAGUCCUGUAUGCAACUGAUAAGCUCAUUGUCCAGUCCCCCCAGUAGCACAAUACAGACUCCAGUUCACCAUGGCCUACUGCAGGCCACAGAGCUGAGAGCUGGCUCAGCGCAGGAAGCAGCUGUAACCCCAAGGUAAGUGCACAGUAUAGCUACCCUGCCUCUCCCCACCCAUCUGAAUGGGCUUUCUCAAGGCCAUCCCUCAAUUUGUAAUGGACUCCCCAGAAUUCCAGCUUCCCCCUCUGAAGGGGACACUACCACUCCCAAUGGUCUUCCCCCCCCACCCCAUUUCCAAUGGGUUCUUCUAAGCGAGUCACUCCCAAACCCAGCGGCCUACACCCCCCCCCCCCCCCCCCAAUGGUCUCUCACUUCCAAUCCUAGUGGGCUCGCCCAAAACAGCUCUCCCUCCCAAACCCAGUGGGCUCUUCCACGCGGGUCAGUCUCCCCCAAUGGUCUGUCGCACGCUCUUCUCGGUUGGUUUGGCCUAGAGCUGUCCCCGAGCCCCGUGUUAGAAGAGCAAGCGCCCCCGCCUCAGAUGAAGCCCCGUUCUAGCCGGGAGCGCAUGCGAAUAGUUUACGUGAACAGCUUCGGCACCCACCGCUGCGGCUCCGUAAUCCAAUAUGGCGGCGGCCACAGGCGCCGUGAGGAGAAGGCCGCCGCUUCCGGUGUCGUAGACAGAGAUAUGUCCUCUACCGCUUUGAGCCGGAGGCAGGGGGUGCUGAGGGGCAAGGCGGGUGCCGUUCCGAGGGAAGGUUGCGGAAGCCCCUGGUUCCCAAUCCCUCCUGGCACCGGUCCGGGGGGAGCUGCGUCGUGUGCUGCCGCCCAGGGACCGAGCCAGGGUGGCCAGGCAGGGGGAGCCCCCAGUCUCUGGGAGAGCGGGCCGGGGCUGCGGUGCACACAGAGCAGAGCCGGCGGCUGCGCGCAGGCACCCGGGAGCCCUGCCCUUGCGCCCGGCGCCAGCCAGCGAUACGGUGGGCUUCAAAUGAAUCAGGCUGAUAAGUUUGGAUUCCCUUUCACUUCUAAAGUUGUUAAUAAAGUAAUAAAACGGAAAAAGGAAAAGUCUGAAGUCUUUCGUGGAGUGUUGAAAAUAAUUUCAAAAAUGCUUGAAGAAAAUGAAAAAUUUAGAGGCAGACUGUUGACUUGCCGUCAGUUUAAUACUGAAGGCAGUGAUGUGAACCAAAGCUCACAAAAUGAGGCUUCCUGCAUGGACGGAGAUGAGUCCAUCUUCGGAUGGGUGUAGCAAAGAAGUAAAUGAAGAUUCAGUUUCAAGUGUUGCAUUGAAUUAGUGUUCAUUUUAGAUCUGAUCUAACAUCCAUCUGACAUUAAUGAAAAGACUGACAAUGAUUUCAGUGAGUGUUGGAUCAGAGUAUAUAGUUUAUCUGUCUAGUAUUUUAGCUUGGAGAGCUGUCUUUUAAUAUGGGUUCAAUUAAAGUUUUCAGUUAGAGAGUGUUGUUUUGUUGAAAUCCUUAUUAAGCAUAAUAUAUCACUUAGUCAUUGUUCAUUUUUGCAGGCUUUUUAAUGAACAUUAUAGUGUGAUGGUUUGCAUUCAAAAGAAUAGUAAUAUUUUAUGUUAAUUAUAUUAUGAAUAUAUAUAUAUUGCAUAAUCAGCAGCUUGUCAGAAUUGUUAACAAACGUGUUUAGUAAAAUAAAAUUUCAUACAAGAUAUCUGUCUAAAAUGAAUGAACCACUUGCAUUCUAUUGAUUUAAAUAUUUUUUAUGAUAUUAUAUUAAAAUAAUGUACAAUCACCCUUCUGUUCAUUCAUCCAUUAAUACACGAAUCUCAGCAAUUAUUUCAAAUAAGAAUCCAGGUGAAUCCUCUCAGCCUCAUCAUUCAUCAUCAACCACAUAAAUGUAUUGUUUAUCUGGGUGUCCUUAAUAGUAACAUGAGGUGAUUUUCCUGUGUCAUAGAACCUUAAACUUGGAGUUCUGAUUGACUAGUGAAGCCUUUUUAAUUGGUGAAUUGUGUAAAUGGAACAAGGAGAUUGCAAAAAUAAUUUUUCUGUAUGUGUAUUUCCUCUCUAUAGAUAAAACAUUUAUCUGUCAUUCUUAGACCUUUCUUGUUAUUAUGAAAGAACAGUUUUUCAUUUCAAAAUGUCUCAGCAUUUGCAGAUAUAAUGACUAGAAUUUCAGCAGCACUGAGCUUUAAUAACAUGCUGAUGGUUGUAUUAUCAAGCAGCAAAGCACUUGGGAGGGUUUAAGCUCAGUUUUCCUAAUGAUAAACUACAAGUAAAUAACUAGACUGUAGCUUUUUGAUUGAGUACUCUGGCAUUAAAGUUCUCAUUAUGAACAGUGAUUUGUUGUAGAAUAAUAUUUUAAUGUUACUCAAAAUAGUUGACAUUUCAGCUUGGGGAAAGAAAAAUAUUCAGAUGAGCACAUGAUCAUUUUUUCAGGAAGAGUAAAAGUUUGGUCCCUUGAUAUUUGCUAAUUACGCAUUGGUGUUGUAGCUGUGUUGAUCCCAGGAUAUUAGAGAGAGACAAGGUUGGUGAGGUAAUACUUUUUAUUG
Messenger RNA from Chelonoidis abingdonii (Abingdon island giant tortoise), 3455 nucleotides. RefSeq names its product chromosome 7 C5orf47 homolog (gene C7H5orf47). NCBI's taxonomy places the organism in Eukaryota, Metazoa, Chordata, Testudines, Testudinidae. The record is from RefSeq and is a predicted model, not a curated record.